AUGUCUGAUUCAUACAAAUCACACCAUGUUUCCAACAUAGUCAGCAGGCUAGCGUCAGACUUCUUGAAUUCUAUUGAUCAUGAUCAUAUCGUCUACUAUCUCCAGACCAUAUUCGCGAUCAUUGACAUCCCAUCUUCUGGCGAUGAUAUCAUGUCAAAAAUUCAGAAUAAUAUCUCCAACGAUGCAGCCCACCAUUAUAUCACCAAUAUUUUGAAGCAGAAUGAAAUCUACAAAUACACUUUCAAUACCCAGAACCUAUACCAACUAGUGUACAUCUCGGAGCAAUAUUUCGAAAAAUUCAACCGGCAGUUUGCAAAAGUCAUGAAUAAUAACCUGGGGUCGAUGGAUCCCAACGUUGUGAAUGAUUUGAAUGAAUUCUUAUACCAAGCAUUGGCAUACUAUGUCAUUGGUUAUACUGUCUUGGUUUACUAUAUACCAACGUGUCUUUCAAUGGUAAAUGUAAAUCUAAUUAAAGAAGCAGAUAUGGAACUAUAUGGGCAACUAAUAAGUUUCUACAAGAAUGAAUUUUACUUCAACACGAUCAGAUCAGAAAUCGAUGAUUAUUGUAACUUUCAAAAAAAUUCCACAAAUAUUAAUAAUGACUAUUAUUUCCCCACGAUCAAAAAGAGAAAGUCUACAAAGAGUUAUUUAACGGAUUAUGGUCCAGAAUAUUACAAGCAGGAAGCAUCGGAAUUAGACGAUAAUAAUGCCCACAAGAAAAAGCCUAUCGACGAGGAUUUGGAUGAAAUGGUUUACAAUAUCCAGGAGGUGGAGCUUUCGACAAAAGAACUCCCUUCAAUAUCAUCAAAAACACUACAGAAAUAUUUGCAAGCAACUAAUAGAUCGGUAUUAUUGGUGGACUUGCGUUCUAGGGAAAGUUUCAACACUAAUCAUAUUAUCAACAAGUUUUUAAUCAAUAUUGAUCCAAACCUACUAUCUACAAAUAAGCAGGAUUUAACUGAGGAUAGUUUGGAAAAAGUAUUGAAAAAGAUUUUGAAAAGUCAAGUUCCAGAUAACUCGAACGUUAACGCAGAAUUGGAUGAAGAGGAAGAUCGAGAUUUGAUUACAGUUAAGAAUACAUACAAUUAUUUCAAACAACGUCACAAAUUCCAUUUAAUUGUUUAUUACACUGAUGCGGAGACAUGGUCGCUUUUCAAUAAUGAAAGAGUACUGUUCAAUUAUUUACAACUAUUUUAUGACUUGAUUUAUAAAGAUAAGCCUACCAAUGCUUCCAAAUCACGAAAAUUGACCAAACCCCCAAAAGUAUUGGAGAACGGAUUUGAGUCCUGGCUUAGUUUGUUGGAAAGCCAAAAUUUAGAAAACCUUGAUGAUGAAAAAGAUGCAUCACAACUCUCUCCCAACGAUUUUAGUAAUUAUUAUGUGGCACGCUCAGAAGAAAUGUUUGAGCAAAAAGGAACACUGGAAGAUAUGUAUUUAUCUGGUACUUAUGAUAAUAAUGGAAUCACUAACAGCCGGCCAAUUGAUAAUCAUUCUGAAUCUUAUGAUACUUUCAAUAACAAUUUCAAUAAAAAUAACGCUGGUAAUAGCGAUGGUAUAGACCCCUAUGGGAUGCAAAGUAACCGCUAUACUGAUCCCUCAAAUGACUCUGCUAAAGAUGAUCUGAUUAGAAAUAAUGCUCCACGAAUGAAUCCACCUCCUAUACCUCGGAAAAAUAGUAUGGCUCCAAAUUCCUUUGAUAUUUACAAUAAUCCACCAAAGGAUAUUCCACCACCAGUACCUCUGAAAUCACCUAAAGCUGUAUCUGCUCCAAAAUUUGUUAUGACCCAGCAUUCUGUUGGUAAUGAUUUUAGCAAUAACAAUGAUGAUGUUUCGGCCCAACAAGUGACACAGUAUGCAACCGUUAACCAGAGGUACGGAGGUAUUAACUCAAAAAACAAUUCGAGAAAUAACUCAAGAAACAAUUCACCAAUUAAUGUACAUUUCCAACAGCUGAACCACCACUCUCAUCACCAUAAUCAUCUUCUCCAUCAUAAUCAGGGUAGGUUGAAUAAUAAUGGUGGAUAUGUCAAUGGGAGUAACAUUUUAUCGCCCGCGUUGCCAUCUGUUGCUGCUCCUACUAAUUAUGGUGAGCCAGAUCAGCCAACAUUUCCACCUCCCCUUCCUCCUGCUCAAAAGUCGCUGACCGUGUCACCCUAUGAAGCAUCAAAGGAACAACUUAAUAAUAGUAUGGGUGGAAAGAGACGGAAACCGCCACCAGACCCACCAGCUUUAAUCAAUAGCAAUAUGAAAAUUGAUACUUUUCCUACUCUUCCACCAAUCCUGCAAGGUUCUAAUCCAAUACCCUUAGUAUCAUCGCAGCGGUACCAAGGGAUACAAGCUCCACAAUUACAACCUCCUCAACAAGCAUCACAAAUCAUGAUGGCCCCUCAUCGUCCUAUAGCUCAUACUCGUCCAAAGCAACCUCUACCACCAGCUCAACCAACGCAACAACCAUUAUCACAACAUCCAAGAAAACCGGUGAAUGUUUUGAAAUCACUUUCUAUUGUAGGGUUGAAGAACUAUGAGUCUAAUUGUUAUAUUAAUAGUUUAUUACAGUGUAUCUUUUCGGUUCUAAAGUUCCGAACCGUUUUUUUAGCUGGUAAUUACAGGAAGUACAUGUCCGACGCUUCAAACAAUCCAAAUAUCAGGAAACCAGCAGUUUCCCAGGCUAUUGGAAGAUUAUUCGAUAAAAUGAAUACUCAUGGUGGUGUAAUUAUUGCUCCUACUAAUUUUUUGAAUGUUUGCUCCAAGAUUAGGCCUGAUUUUCAUAUUCCAUACCAACAACAAGACAGCACGGAAUUUUUGAUUUUCUUAUUGGAUAUAAUACAUGAAGAAUUGAAUGGUUCGGAUUUGAUUAUUAACCAAUACCCUGAAUCGAUCAUUCCUGCGUUGAAUUUCGGCGAUAUAACAGACUUUGACACCAGUUCUAGACUCUCAAUUAAUGUGACUGAUGAAGAAAUUAGAGGCUAUACUAAAUGGUUCAAGAAAAUCACUCAGAAAAAUGGGGUUUCUCCGGUGAGUGCGCUUUUCCAAGGUCAAUUAGAAAGCUGUUUGAAGUGUGUGAAGUGUAUGAAAGUGAGCAAGACGUUUGCCAACUUUUCGGUGUUGACUUUGUCAAUUGUUGCACAAACUUAUGGUAAGAAGAAAAUUAGGUUGGAGGACUGUAUUAAACUAUUCACUGCAGAUGAGAUUUUAAGCGGUGAUAAUGCGUGGGAUUGUCCAAAUUGCAAAAAGAAGGAUGAGGAAUUGAAAAACGUCAACAAUUUCUAUAAUUCCGUGUACGGAGAAAGCAAUGGUGAUGCUGAAGCAGGUGAGCCAGCUAAUGGUUCUCAACCACAAAGCCAUCAAAACAAGACUUUUUUCAAUCUUCGGGGUAAGAAAAAGGACAAGCUCGCCAACAAGAAACAUGAUGAACUGAAUACUGGGCAUGAUGAGCCGGCCACUAAUAGAGAAAAGUUUGCUAGUAUGCAAAUCACUGGAAAUAAGACUAUAAAGUGCUUGAAGUUCAUUCAAAUUCCAAGAAUUUUGGUGAUUAGUUUGUCAAGAUUUAAAUUCAACAAAUAUGGUGAGCAAGCCUCGAAGAAUGGAGCGUCUAUUAUUUUCCCAAUCCUGUUGGAUAUUAAAGUGAAAGAUGAAAUCUUGACUUAUAAGCUAUUUGCAUUCAUCAAUCAUUUUGGAAGUUUAAAAGGCGGUCACUAUACUUCUAUUGUCAAUAAACAGGCUCCAGGAAGCAAGAGAGAUUGUUGGUGUUACUUUGAUGAUGAAAAUUAUGAAGUCAAUAUCAAUCCAGGUAUAAACUAUGCGGAUAACACAAUCACUAGUAGUGAUGUGUACGUUUUAUUUUAUCAGAAGGUUGAGUCUGUGAUUUAG
Saccharomycopsis crataegensis is the source of this 3870-nucleotide messenger RNA. Its product is annotated as ubiquitin-specific protease UBP7. The transcript has a single exon. Gene Ontology annotation, biological process: protein deubiquitination. The record is from RefSeq and is a predicted model, not a curated record. Bases 1 to 3870 code for a protein of 1289 amino acids. Gene Ontology annotation, molecular function: cysteine-type deubiquitinase activity. Lineage: Eukaryota; Fungi; Ascomycota; Saccharomycetes; Ascoideales; Saccharomycopsidaceae.